CGCAACCAUGUGAGCCACACAACCACACCGCCAGCUACACAACAGCAUGGCGCCCUCACUCGAAGAACCAACACAAGUCGAUUUCGACGCGCCCCUCAAGAAUGCGCCGAAACUCGUUGCGCCCGAGCCAGAGCACUGCCCCGGCCCCGAAUCCCUCCAGGCAGGCAAAGCAGACAACUGCGCCGGCUGCCCAAACCAAGCCAUAUGCGCCUCCGCCCCAAAAGGCCCCGACCCAGACAUCCCCCUCAUCACCGCACGCCUUGCUUCCGUGCAACACAAGAUCCUCGUGCUGUCCGGCAAAGGUGGCGUCGGAAAAUCCACAUUCAGCACCAUGCUCUCCCACGGCUUUGCAUCGAACCCCAAUUCGACGGUAGGGUUGAUGGACACGGAUAUUUGUGGUCCAAGCAUACCGAAGAUGAUGGGUGUUGAAGACGAGACGAUCCACGUCACGGGCGAGGGAUGGGAGCCCGUGUGGGUGUCUGAGAAUCUGGGCGUUAUGAGCGUGCAAUUCAUGCUGCCCAACCGCGACGAUGCUGUGAUUUGGCGCGGGCCAAAGAAGAACGGACUCAUCAAGAAAUUCCUCAUGGAUGUGUCUUGGGGCGAGCUGGACUUUUUGAUCGUCGACACACCGCCGGGCACGUCAGAUGAACACUUGAGCGUAAACUCGUUCCUGAAAGCGAGCGGCGUCUCUGGUGCAGUCCUCGUGUCCACGCCUCAAGAAGUCGCGCUCCUCGACGUGCGCAAGGAAAUCGAUUUCUGCAGAAAGGCCAAGAUCCCUAUCCUUGGCAUCGUGGAGAACAUGUCCGGCUUUGUGUGUCCGGGGUGCAAGCACGAGUCUCAGGUUUUCCGCGCGAGUACGGGAGGCGCGAGACGGUUGGCGGAGGAUGAGAACAUACCGUUCCUGGGGGCUGUGCCGCUGGAUCCGAGGAUUGGCAUGGCGUGUGAUUUUGGUGAGAGCUUUUUGACGGCGUAUCCGGAUAGCCCUGCGUGUGCGGCUAUCAGGGGGGUUGUCAGGAGAGUGGGGGAGGAGUUGGGGUUGAGUGGAGAGGAGGUGUUGCCUGAGGGGGAGGAGGAGUAGGUGGUUAGAGGAGGAGUAGGUGAUUAGAGGAGGAGUAGGUGAUUAGAGAGGAGUUGAUUGCAUGGGCGGCGUUCUAUUCUUGCAUAGCGACCUUACGGUUGGAAGAUACACACAAGGUCAAUAAACGAUUUC
Messenger RNA from Macroventuria anomochaeta, 1210 nucleotides. RefSeq names its product cytosolic Fe-S cluster assembly factor NBP35. Gene Ontology annotation, biological process: iron-sulfur cluster assembly. The transcript is spliced from 2 exons. The record is from RefSeq and is a predicted model, not a curated record. NCBI's taxonomy places the organism in Eukaryota, Fungi, Ascomycota, Dothideomycetes, Pleosporales, Didymellaceae. Gene Ontology annotation, cellular component: cytosol. Gene Ontology annotation, molecular function: 4 iron, 4 sulfur cluster binding; ATP-dependent FeS chaperone activity; ATP binding. Bases 47 to 1078 code for a protein of 343 amino acids.